AAAAAAAAAAACAAAAUAAUAGAGAUGGUAAUUGCCCAUUAAGCACCCCGUAAUAAGGAGGUGCUAAUCUCCUUCUUUCAAGUCAUUGUUACUGCGAAAUAUGAAAAUACAAAUAAUCAUUGCAAUAAUUUACCAAUAAAUAUUAAUUAAACGGUAAUCGUGUACAAAUUUAUCGCGUGAAAGUAAGCAUAUAAUAUUUGAUAGCACACAACGGUACUCACUUCUCGGAUUAUAACAGUUAUGAUAUAGAAAAAUUGAAAUGUAUUUAACCGUGGGCAUAAUCAUCACCGCAUCAGUACUGCUGGCGGUACUACCAGGGAACAACAGUUCUUGCACAAGUUUCUCAGCCCUGGCCGAUCCCUGUGGUUGCACCAUCUCGAAAGAAAACUUCGACCCAAUAUGCGGUUCAGACGGCGGAACCUACUUGAACGAAUGCUUCUUAGAGUGCGAAAAGACAAUAAGUCAUACCGAUAUUAAAGUUAACCAUAAAGGUGUGUGCCAGCCUGACUCGCGGUGCUCCUGCCACGCCAGAUACGAACCUGUGUGUGCCACGAACGGAGUCACGUACUCCAACGAAUGUGUCUUGGAAUGCAACAGGAAAAAGGAUUCUUCAAUCAGUAUUAAUCAUAAAGGAGAGUGCCCGGGUGGCGGACAUUCACGGUUAAUAUCAAGAACUGUAUUAAAGACAUGUACUUGCAACCCGGCGAGCGGUCCGAUCUGCGCUACGAAUGGCAUCACCUAUCCCAAUUACUGUGUGAUGCGCUGCGAUUCCGAAGCCUUGGACGACAAGUCCAUAGACUUCGACCACUGGGGAGUAUGCAUCUCUACCUCUAGAGAACAACAGAAUUAUAAAGACCCUAAGAACUGCAAAGGAAAGCAAUCAAACGGAAAUGAUAAUCGGGACGAUCCAAACGAACAUGUAAAUAUGAAAGAACCACAGGACUCUAAAGGUCGUUGCACAUGCGCGGCUGUGCACAAACCAGUCUGUGCUACCGAUCACAAUACAUACGCCAACGUAUGCGUGUUACACUGCCAUGCUAAGAAGGACUCUAGCAUUAAAUUCCUGAAGAUGGGUGACUGUUCCGGCAGCGACCCACGGCUGGUAACGAGAUAUGGCGGAGAUGACUCAAUACUCCGUAUGCUACACUUCCGCAGGGCACACCAUCGUCGGAACAACAACCAACGAUGACUGCGUCACUGAUACAUUGAAGAAUUAAAACAAUACAUAACUGUUGUUGCUGUGUUUUUGUAUCAUGCCUUUAGGACUUCACUUAUUUUAUUAUUUCCUACCAAUUAAUACAAUAGGGAUGAUGGCAGGGUAUGAAUAUUAAAAAUGUAAUUAGUCCGUCAGUUAGGUAAUGAAAAAAUAUUACCGAGUUACCCGGGCUCCGGCUCGAAGUGCAGGAGAAGGAACGGGGUGGUUUUUAGUCAGUAAGAGUCUGACACUCACGCCUCACCCAGACGAGAGCAGUCAUUCGAUGAUUUUAUGUAUAGGCGUAUAUGUAUAAGCGAAUCAAUAAAACAAAUAGAAUAUGACAAAAAAUCUUUA
Molecule: messenger RNA, 1549 nt
Organism: Spodoptera littoralis (African cotton leafworm)
Lineage: Eukaryota; Metazoa; Arthropoda; Insecta; Lepidoptera; Noctuidae
Source: the annotation of a GenBank genome assembly